This is a messenger RNA of Symsagittifera roscoffensis, 1280 nucleotides long. RefSeq names its product heparan sulfate glucosamine 3-O-sulfotransferase 5-like. The transcript has a single exon. Gene Ontology annotation, molecular function: [heparan sulfate]-glucosamine 3-sulfotransferase activity. Lineage: Eukaryota; Metazoa; Xenacoelomorpha; Acoela; Convolutidae. The record is from RefSeq and is a predicted model, not a curated record. The coding region runs from base 153 to 1202 and encodes 349 amino acids.
ACGGUUAAAGUUUUUAUAUAGAACUUUUUUCGGCGACCAAACAUGUUAGAACAAAAUUAGCUGCAAUAAGCCAGAUGAAAACAGAAAACAAAUCUGAAAGCGUAGUACACGAGUUAAACUUGAUUGAGGCGCAGUUUAUAAAUUAAUAUACAAUGGUGCGAAGAAACACUCAAUUGGCAAUAUUAGCGUUCAUUCUUUUUGUAUGGGCUUAUAUUUUCUUAUUUUCCAAAGGCAGUGAAAACAAUUUGGAUACCAAUGAGCGGGAAACUUUUGACCGAUUCGGCACACCUCGUGAUAAUCAAAAUGAACUUGAUGAAGAAGGCCAACCUCAUGAUUAUCAAAAUGAACUUGACGAAGAAGGCGAAGAUGAAGACGAAGACGAUGAAGAAGACUAUUCGUUCCAGUACCCAGCUGACAAGAAGAGAAAGAAACGCUACCCCACCGUUCUAAUUAUAGGUUCCCAAAAGAGCGGAACUACUUCUCUUCGGCAGUUUCUCAAAUUCCACCCUGACAUUGUCGGACCCGAACGCGAGUUACACUACUUUGACAAAACAGCCAACGGCAGAAACUACGAAAAGUACUUGAAAAAAAUGCCCAAAUCAUACAGCAACCAGAUUACAAUUGAAAAAACGCCCAACUAUUUCACAGUACAAAAGUCACCAGGGCUAGUUCUGGAAUACCAGAAGUUCCUGGUUGUCGAACUGAAACUAAUUCUGAUAGUGCGAGACCCAAUUCGUAGAUCGAUUUCACACGCUUUUCAUUCAAAAGCACACGGUCGGACUGAGCUUAAAAAUCUGACCACGGAAAUUCUUGCUGAAAAGUCCAAAUAUAUAUAUAGCUCGCUUUUUGGCCAACAUUUCGAAAGAUGGCUGAAAUACUUCAGACGAGAUCAGUUUUUGGUUUUAGACGGAGAAAAGUUUGCAAAGGAAAAUCCUACAAGUGCUUUGAAAGAAGUUGAAAAUUUUCUGGGAAUUAAACACGCGUUUAAAGAAGAAGAUUUUGGUUUCAACGAUGACAAAGGGUUCUAUUGUUACAACCCCACAAAAUUCUGCUUUCCCAGCAAUAGAGGUCACGCUGCGUACCCUCAACAGUUGACACCCGCCGCUAAAACGAUCCUCAAAGGCAUAUUUGAGAAGGAUCUCGAAACAUUCUGGAGACUAGCAGGUGUAAAUUAUAACUGGACUUUGGGAGCCGAUGUUUAAUGCAAAUAAACAGCCCUGUGUUGUCCAUAAUAUUGUAAUUUUUGUUUUCAAAAGAUCAUAGCUUGGAAUUUAUUUUUA